Megachile rotundata (alfalfa leafcutting bee) is the source of this 5069-nucleotide messenger RNA. Its product is annotated as putative G-protein coupled receptor CG31760. Gene Ontology annotation, molecular function: G protein-coupled receptor activity. Gene Ontology annotation, cellular component: membrane. The record is from RefSeq and is a predicted model, not a curated record. NCBI's taxonomy places the organism in Eukaryota, Metazoa, Arthropoda, Insecta, Hymenoptera, Megachilidae. Gene Ontology annotation, biological process: G protein-coupled receptor signaling pathway.
UCGAAAACCUCAAAAAUCAGAAAUUCCAAACCAAAAAAAAGAAAUAAAUGACUUUGAAAAUUCAAUGAUGCAAAAGCCGUAAAGUUGUUAAACGUGCAUAUCAUCAGAUUGCAGCUAAGCGAGUAGUAUAACGUUCGGAAAGGCGAGGCAACCAUACCUGGCUAUGCUCGCUAUGUGAAUUUCCUCGAGUGGAGGCAAAGUUUGAUUUUGCUGAGGGCGCACGCCCCGCUCCCAGCUGCACAACCGACUGGCCUUUAAGCAGUCACGAACGGGUCUUCGUUCGUCACACUCUAACGAGAUGUGUUUAUAGUUCGUCGUUCAAUCUAUUUCCUCUCCAGUUUCCUCCUUUCUCCGGUGAAACAUCGUUCCAUCCCGGAUUACGGAAUCGCCAAAGUGUGUGCUUCGUUCUUUCUUUUUUUUCUUCGUACCUAAUUCGGUGCCAGUGAUUGCUUCCCUUUGUUCCUUCUCUCGUCGGCGAACGCGAUGUUGCUGAAAUCGAAACUCUCUCUCAUAUUAGUGUGUUGACGAUGAAUGAUCAUUAAGGGUAGAUCAUUGAAGGAGCUCAGAGAAUCAUUUAGCAGAAUGUCGAGGAUAUUGGAAGGGACGGAUGAAUGCCCCAUGGACCCGGGGCUAAAAUUUGACACCACUUGAAUGCAGAGAAAAAGGUACAAAUGAGCAGGACGCGGAAUGGGCACAUCCUGGCUUUUGGCCCUGUUUCCUGUGACGAUGACGACGAUGACAAUAAUGUCGUACAUCACCGUAACGACGGCUACUUCAACCUCGGUGCCGUCUCUCACCACGGCUGCCAACACCGAUAUUCUGGAUACAAAGAGGGCGGAUAUUGAAAAAGCUCUGGAUGUGAUAGAAGCGGCAUCGAUUGGGUCGUUAGGAGAAGACUGUGCAACGACAGCUGGUUUCAAAUCUUUACCAGCUGCCGUAGCACUUGAUCCGCGACGAUACGACACCGCUCGCCAAAAAGCUGAUAUGACCGCCCUUAUGCUACAAAAUCUUGGCACCAUCGGAGGAUCGAGGCAUAAUGUGCUUUUAGAGGUGUUAGCAAAAUCUCUGCUGGUGUCCGUGAACGACGCCGUAGAAACGAGAGUGAUAGCGUUAAAUGCGUCUACCGGUUCAGUGAUUAGUGCAGUUUGGUUGGAAAGAAAUCCAGCGAGCGUUGGAGAACCAUCGAACGUUGAUAAUCAUGGACUUGAACCAGGAUCGAUACCGGAUCCUAAUUUACCUUGGUUCGAAAAUGCUGGUACCACUACGGAAUUGAGGGGUUGGUGGACCAUUCCGUACUUCUCCUGUAAAAGCCAUCGAUGGUUGAUCUCCUACAGCGUUAAUAUACGUCCUCCGGAUGCUCGUCAUGGAAUUCGAGAAUUUUUAAGCGUGGAUAUUGACAUCAGCGGAUUAGAAGUAAAUCAAUGCGAUGCAUCAUCGCAAACUAGUGAAAACGAAGCUUUAAGUAAUCAAAUAGCAUCUUUUAAAGGCACACACAAGUGUCAUAAUGACACUACUCAGUGCGAAUAUCAAACUCCUGGAGAUCGCGUUAAUCACAAUGGAGUGGGUGCUGGAUGGGUUAAGGGUGCAUACAUAUGCAAAUGUCGAAAGGGUUAUUACAGCACGAAUCAACAUCAGUCUGGCUUCGAUGGAAUUCUCGUGGAAGCUGCUUGGAAGGAGAUGCAAGAAAACGUGAGCGAUUCGUACGUGAUAGAGUUUCGAUGUUUGCGUUGUGCACCGGGAUGCGCCAAGUGCAAAGGGCCUGAGCCUUGUUUAGCCACUUACAACUGGCCCUUUCGAAUCACCCUUUUAUCAUUCUCCAUUUUCUGUGUGUUUGGUACCAUCGUUUUGGUGGCCUACAUGUAUCAACACCGUAAGCUUAAAGUGUUCAAGGUCGCUUCGCCGAUAUUUCUAUCCAUUACGCUUUUGGGUUGUGCUAUUAUGUAUCUCGAAAUGGCUGCCAUAUUUCCUGUUUUGGAUAUGUAUUCUUGUAUCGCGACAAAAUGGACGAGACAUCUUGGGUUUUGUAUUUCCUACACCGCGUUGUUGAUGAAAACUUGGCGUGUUUCUCUCACGUACCGUGUCAAGAGCGCACACAAAGUGAAACUCACGGACAAGCAAUUACUGCAGUGGAUGGUUCCAAUACUGUUAGUAAUGUUAAUUUAUCUUGGCACAUGGACACUGAGCUCACCACCGUAUGCCGAAGUGAUAGCCGACAAUUAUGGUCUGAAAUUCUAUCAAUGUUCGUUCAACUGGUGGGAUCACAGUUUAGCAAUCGGGGAAAUUCUGUUCCUUGCAUGGGGCAUUAAAGUGUGUUACAACGUUCGCAACGCGGAAAGUCUCUUUAACGAGGCCCGUUUGAUAAGCUACGCAAUUUAUAACAUAGCCGCUGUGAAUAUAACUAUGAUCGCAAUUCACCUCUUCAUUUUCCCUCACGCCGGUCCAGAUAUCAAAUACUUGUUGGGAUUUUUGCGCACACAACUGUCGACCUCUGUUACUGUCUUUCUUGUAUUUGCACCUAAGGUGAUUCGAGUUUUACGAGGACAAGGCGAUCAAUGGGAUAGCCGUGCCAGAGCUAGAGGUGUUACAGCAAGCUUCUCGUUAAAUGGAAUCGGUUUGGUGUCCGAGGAGACUACGGACUUGCAUCAAGAAAACGAGGAGCUCAAGGAGGAGAUCCAGAAGUUAGCCGCGCAAAUCGAGUUCAUGAAGAUCGUGCACAUGGAAAUGUACAAUCGUCACAUCAAAUCAAAAGCUGGCGGAUACUUCAGCACCCACGGUCAUGGACAUACUCAUCCAUCCUCGGCCCAAAGUCCAAUCGCGAAGAGUUCGACAGCCAGUUUUAUAUUGAAACAGACAGCCGUGGAGCGAGGAGCCAGCGCGGCCGCGGCUGCCGCGGUCGAAGACUCAACUUUCCCUUCUGGAAGUUUGCACCGAGCGCGGAGAAUGGAGAUCCUGAAGGAACGGAAAGCGGAACGGGAGAGGGAGCGGGAGAAAGGCAAGGAGAAAGAGAAGGAACGACAGAGAGAGAAGGAACAACAAAGAGAAAAGGAACAGCAAAGAGAGAAGGAGAACGAGAAAGAGAAACAAGAGACUGCGGAGGAGGAAAAGGUUGAACAAACCGGGGAGAAGGUCUGACUAGUGCUAAAUAGCGAUGAGAUAUGGUUAUGACAAAUUCCGAGCACGAAGACAAUGAAACAUAGAGGCGAAAAGAGAAGGCGCAAAAGGAGUAAAUUCACAGGGUAUUCUCUAAUGCAGGCCUGGGCAACUCGUGCCCUUCGAUUCGGUUAUCCUCGGGCACAAUCCUCGCUCCGUGCAUAAGACGCCCGAGCCUGCAUCUGACUUACCCUAGGGGCACCGUGUUGCCCAGGCCUGCUCUAAUGGAUACAAAACACCCAGUGUUCGAACGACUCAAUGGACUUCAAUCAUUAAAUAGUAAAUAGAUUAAAUCUGUACGUAUAUAAUUGUCAUUCGUUUAUUCGUUAUGGCAGUCCUCCAUUAGCUUUAUCGUCGAGUUACGUUGUCACCGAACCCAUGAAUGAACUUAACGAGGAUAAAUGGUGUGAUUAAAAAUGAAAAUUAAAAAUCAUUUUCUGUGUUGCUAAAGUGACAUGUUUAUUAUAACAGUAUAUACUUUUUUCGUCAUUGAAGAAUUUUGUAUGAAAUAGUUUCGGUAUAAAAUGUUUAAACGAUAGUAAAUGGACAGAGUUUGUGUGUAUCGGAUAAAUACUUUGUCGUUAUGCGCUGUUCAGUUUUGAACGAAAUAAAAAAUCUGACAAGUUAUAUAUUUUAUAAUUGUUCUUGGUUUGCGUCUGCGAGAAUCUCGAUUGCGAUAUACUGUCGUGCAACACAAAAUGAAUUUGUGUCAAUAAGUGAAACCAUAUCAUAGCAUAUACCGAAUAAAAAAUUGAAAAUAUUAAUUAUCAACUGUUUGUUGUAACUGGUAACGUUAAUCACUGACUACAUUUUUGAACACCUUUUCGAAAUGUUACAUACUUCGCUGAAAAAACUGACGGUGAACACAGGAAUUAUUUGAUACUGUUACAGUCUUUCUCUUUUAAAAAAUAUAACACUUACUUGUCUCGUGCAGAAGACACAAUUUAAUUAUUUAUUGCAAGAAAUAAACAGAGAAGUACCCUAAAAAACUUGUUGAAACAGUACCGUAAAAUUAUGAAAUAUUACCGAUAAAUUUGAAAGUACCCUAUUAUUGUUUAAACAGUAAUGUAUCUGUAAAUUAAGAGAAUCAAAAAUUGCUUGGCGAGAAUCACAUACAAACGCACAUCUACAAAUUCAAGCUAAUAUAAACAAGAAACCUUCUUAAUCGAAUUAAAGGAUUAUUAAAAUCAUAAUGACUUUCGUUUCGAUAACAUAGAAUUUCUACACACGUUAUAAAUAAAUUCACUGUGUGAAUGAUACUCGUAUUACAAAAAGGUGCACAUUAGACGUAAACCAAGAGAAGCGAGAGAGGCAUAGCUGAAAGUAAAUAAAAAAAAAAGUUAAAAAAACUCGUUAUAUCGCACAAAAUAUCAAUAAGUAUCGAGAGCACGUACAGCAUUUUAUUACAUGAUUGGAGUAUGAAAAUUUACUUGGAUAUAUCUCAAAAGAACAAAAAAAAAAAUGGCACACGCAUUUUAUACGACAAUAAGAUACUAUUUAAGGUACUUUAUUGUUACUAGUCAAGAAUUUUUAUCGGACAUAAUUUCCUUUUUGUUCGUUGACAAUUUCAAUCGUCAGUUGCAAUUAUAGUGUCGGUUAAUGGAACGUAAACGCCCCUACGGCCAUUUUGUAUCGAACAACUUGUUGAUAGUAUUCGUGGAAACUACACGGUAUCGUUUUAAAUCAUUUCGGUAUUGAAUAAUAAAUUAGGUGUACCGAUUAUGGCCCGAAGCUCAAUUUAUUAGAAUUAAAGGUUUCUUGCUUUCGACUCUGUAUUAUUUAUCGAUUAGAUCUGAAUAUUAAAAAUAGGGGUGUGAAUAUUGGGGUCAGAACUGGGCCAUAACGGGAACCCUUGCAGGGACGAAUCUAGAGUAGCUAGAAAGAGGGGGCUAAAUAUUAGGGUGGCUCCAAUUUCUUUU